Oikopleura dioica is the source of this 1734-nucleotide messenger RNA. The record is from the annotation of a GenBank genome assembly. Lineage: Eukaryota; Metazoa; Chordata; Appendicularia; Copelata; Oikopleuridae.
AUGAGAUUAUCUGGUGUUCUCGAUCAUGUGGGGAAGCGGCUCGGAAAGGCGGUUAGGAAACAGAAGCAAAGAAGAUCUGGCUUUGGUGGAAAACUAACAAACCUCGGCUACACGAUCAUGGAUGGCAAGUUCCGCCACGACGUCAACUACGGCCGAGGCGACAACGUCCACAACAACGAAUUCCCUCCGAUCCGAGUGAAUCGUCGCCCGUACGCGCCGAUGAUCAACAAGACCUCUCCAGCGACGCGAAAGAGGGUCGAUUAUGACAUGCCCGGUCCGCUGUAUCUUCACAGAUGGCUUUCAACAGCGCCAGAUAUGAUUGGCGUCGAGAGUUCGCAGAAUUGGCGACCGAGGGAUUACAUCGAAGUCGACCCAAAUAUCUUUUUGAAAACUACAAAAUACCCAAGAGAUGAAAUGAUGCUCAAUCCUUAUUUACGAUUUCCAAUUUACAACAGACUUCCUCUUCAUUACCGAUUGAUGAUGGAAGAAGAAGUCGUCCGCUACGACAACAUAAUCAACAACAUCGGCUCCAAACGACCCGGCGAAGAGGGCGAAUGGGUCCUUUGGGAAAAGAAGAUUCGUGAAGAUCGAGAGCGAGGCCGUAUUUAUCAAAAAGACUGGAAAUACAUUCAGAAAACAGCGAACAAAAACGAAAAUGAGCUUGUCUUAGAGCCGGACGAGGCGCCGAGAUCUAUUUCGUCCGAUACACUAGGAUUCGAAGAUGUGAAAUUUGUCCCAGUGAGAGUUAAUAGAGAGCAUAUUCCGUACGAGUUUCCAAGAGGAAAGUCUGACAGAAGAUUUUACCAUCCAAUGAAGGGAGGUAGAAGCGAGAACAUCCCCGGCCGAAAAGACAACUCAACAGAAUACAACUACGCUCGAGACUCGUUGGAAGAACUGUGGGGCGGCGAAGGAGUCAUCCGCGGCCACACUUUCCGCUCGCGAAUUCGAGAGUAUCCACAAGGAACGCCAGAGUAUAAUGUCACCUGGUGGCCCGAGCGAAGGUACAACCACAAGUUUACAUCACUUCUUCUUGGAGAGGUCAUUCAAACUGUCACAACUGAAAGCUGCCUGGACCAAAUCGACCAAUGCGGUGGCUUCGACGAGUACAUUCUCUUCACUUCACCAGCGAAACUCAUGUCGGACUUGGGCUGUCGGCUCAAGCAGCAAAUGUUGUAUACGCUAAAUGACCCAGAAAAACUAGUUGAAAACUUAACGGCUGCUUCGAAUAUCUAUCCACAUUUGAAUCCUGAAAAGAUGGUCGAUUUCUACUUGGAUAAAUUUGCUUGUGUAAUGAUGACGGAUGAGGCGAUCAGCUGGAUAAAUAUGCCUAUUUAUGAAGCGCUAAAACGGCAAUUAGCGAUUGACAUCGACCUAGCAUCAAGACCAAAAGAAACGCCAAAACUUGAAGAAAAAUCGAGAAAAGGAAGUCUUGAAAAAUUGCUGAGAGGAGAAGAACUAGACGAAAAACCAUCGCCCAUGCCGAGAUUGUCUUUUAAGAGCGAAAUGAACAUGAAAAAGAUUGAAUUGGAGCUGAAUAAAGAGCGAUUUGGAGCUAGAUAUGAAUUCGAGAAUGCGAUAGAUGAGUUCGGAAUAGAAGAAGCUUCUGAAAUGCUGAAUUCUAUGUCGCCAGCACUGGAGAAAUUCAGAAGAGGAUUCCCAGAGCUCAGAACGCCUGAAGAAAUAAAAUAUUCGAAUUUGGCUGCGCACACUAAGAAAUCGAAAGCAUUCUGCUAA